This is a messenger RNA of Striga hermonthica, 639 nucleotides long. The record is from the annotation of a GenBank genome assembly. NCBI's taxonomy places the organism in Eukaryota, Viridiplantae, Streptophyta, Magnoliopsida, Lamiales, Orobanchaceae.
AUGGCGGGCCUCACGGGCAAGACCCAAAAAAUUAGGGUUUCGUACGCCGAUCCGGACGCCACCGACUCGUCGUCGGACGAAUCGGAGGCCGUGAGAUCGAAGAGGAAGAUCCACGAGCUCGUCGUCCUCCAGAGGAAAUCGAGGAUCAAUUCCGCCCCAGAGGAACCUCCGGCGGGGGAGGGCCCGAGGAUUAGGCUGCAAACCAAGCCUAAUUCCACCUGGAAUGUGAACCACUUCCCCGGGGUCCGUCGGAGGAAGUGGGGGAAGUUCGCGUCGGAGAUCAGGGACCCCCUGUCCAAGAAGCGCAUCUGGCUGGGGACCUACAACACGGCGGAGGCGGCGAGAGACGCCUACGUCGCGAAGAAGGCGGAGAUCGAGGCGAGGUCAUGGGCCGGGCGGGGCCCCGACUGGGUCCCCUGCGAGGAGAAAUCGGCGAAUCGGGACUCGCCGACCUCCGUGCUGGAGGUCGGGGCGGCGGAGGAGCUCUCCGCCGCCGCAGAGGAGGGGGCUCCGGCUGGGUUCGGGUUUUUUCGGGGCGUGCGGGUCGUGGACGAAAACGGGUUUCUGCUGGGCGGGUUCGGGAAGCUUGAUGAUCUGAGUAUCCGUGCAGAUGAGGAUGGCGUCAUCUUGGCAGACUGA